UUAGUUGGAAAUCUUGCAAGUAUGUCCUCCAGUGAAAGGAUUAGAGCAAUCCAGAAGAUGCCAGAGUCUAUGAAAAAAAAGAGAGAGAUCAGGAAUAAAGUUCUUAAAGAAAUAACAAAAAAAUCAAGGCACCGCAGUACUCAGAUGUCCUGCUGUAUACAGUGUCUGCAGGGAACAGUAGUGUCAUUUCGGCGAUUUGGAAAUAGCUUGUCAGAAUACUUUCACCUACUGCCGUUUUGGCAUAAGACUCUGAAGAUCAUUGGUGCCGAGUUUGGAACAAGUGUUCUUUCUUAUUUUAUUUUCUUGAAGUGGCUGCUAACUUUCAACAUCUUCUCAUUCCUCAUAAACUUCGGUUUUAUCACAAUCCCUCAGUUUGUUGCAGCAGAACCAAAUAACCUUAUGUUCACUGGUCUGGAGCUGUUCACUGGAGCUGGUUAUUUUCAACAUACAGUACUCUACUAUGGCUUUUAUACCAAUGCUACAAUCAGCAAAAUAGAGAAUGGUCCAUCUUAUAACAUGCAGCUGGCCUAUAUAUUCACCAUUGGAAUAUAUUUUCUCAUCUGUUUUCUUAUCUUGUUGUUCAGCAUUGCAAAAUCCUUCUUCAGGAACUUCAUGAACUCUCAGAUAUACUCUGUAAAUGCUAGCAAACUUCUCUGCACUUGGGACUUCAAUAUAACUAAUGAAAAAGCUGUGAAGCUGAAACAAAAGAAUCUCAGCACACAAAUAAAGGAAGAUCUCACUGAAGUAAACCGAGAAGUUCUAAAUUUUUCUGUAACAGAGAGAGUUGUUCGUAUUGUUAUUCAUCUUGUUGCUUGGGCUGCUUCCCUGGGAACAGCAGUAGCUGCUUGUGCUGGUGUUUACUUCCUUUCCAUUAAUAACCUAGAGCUGUUUGUGAAAGGGCAUAAAAAUGACCUAGAGAGCCAAGCUGCCAUGUUGGUGCUACCUGUUGUUGCAUCUGUCCUCAACGCAUUCAUCCCAUUCUUCUACUCAUGGCUUGGACAUCUGGAGAAAUUUCAGACUCCUGGACACCACAUAUAUGUCACUAUUAUCAGAAAUAUUAUCCUGAAAAUAUCAAUUGUUGGAAUACUGUGCUACUACUGGCUUAACAUUGUGGCUGCAUCAGUGUCACAGUGCUGGGAAACUCUCAUUGGCCAAGAUAUCUAUCGUCUUGUUCUCGUUGACUUCAUAUUUUGUUUGCUUGGCUCAUUCUUUGGAGAGUUUUUACGAAGAAUUAUUGGAACUACAGUCUGUCUGAGCCUGGGACUGCCAGAAUUUGAUAUCGGACGAAAUGUUCUAGAUUUGAUCUAUGCACAGACUUUGACCUGGAUUGGUAUCCUCUUCUCGCCUCUGUUGCCUGGUAUCCAGAUGAUAUCGUUUUCUAUAGUAUUUUAUGUGAAAAAGGUCAGUCUCAUGAUGAAUUGCCAGCCCCCUUGCAAAGUCUGGAGAACUGCUCAAAUGACAACUUCCUUCUUGUUCCUGCUGUUUUUCCCUUCCUUCCUUGGAGUCCUCUCUGUCACUGGAGUCACUAUCUGGAGCUUAAAACCUUCAGAAGAAUGUGGUCCUUUCAGAGGUUUGUCUUCUAUGUAUGCCGCAGUCUCUGAGUGGAUAAAAGUACUGGAAAAUUACACUGCCUCCAAAUGGGUAGUGUGGAUCUACCAAAACUUAAUUACAAGUGAACUUUUCUUCUUCAUCCUCUCUACUCUUGUCCUAAUUAUUGCUUAUCUUUACGUGCAAAUAAUAGAAGGAAGAAAGACCAUGGCCAAACUCCUACAUAAGCAAAUUAUUAAUGUUGGAAAAGAUAAAAUGUUUUUACUUGAAAAACUACGGGUACUGCAAAGGGCAAACCAAAACCCAUGUGCACCAACAGGACAAGACCAGCAGAUGUCGUCUUCAUACCACCCAUCCAGGCAACCUGCCCAGCAAGUACCAGACUACUCAGGAAGAGCAUUUAACAGAAAUCAAAAAGCAUCCCACAAUGAGUAUUCCUAUUCUGCUGGGAUCUUGAGUGGCGCUGGCUUCCCACUAGAUUCAGAGACAUCGCAGCCCAGCAGCAGGCCAGGCAUGUCCGAGGCAGUGGUGCUUGCUCUGCACGCUAGAGAAGCAGCUCAGUGGGAAGACGAAGAUGAUGAGAAAGAUUUUUGA
This is a messenger RNA of Mesitornis unicolor (brown roatelo), 2142 nucleotides long. It is a transcript of the gene TMC5, whose product is annotated as transmembrane channel-like 5. The record is from RefSeq and is a predicted model, not a curated record. Gene Ontology annotation, cellular component: plasma membrane. NCBI's taxonomy places the organism in Eukaryota, Metazoa, Chordata, Aves, Mesitornithiformes, Mesitornithidae. The transcript is spliced from 18 exons. Gene Ontology annotation, molecular function: mechanosensitive monoatomic ion channel activity. Bases 22 to 2142 code for a protein of 706 amino acids.